AUUUAUAUGUUUUCAGUGCAAAAAGAAAAAUACACAAAAUAAAAAAGUAUUUAGAAAAAUACAGUCGCCCCCUCUCUCACUCAGUAGCCAUGUCCAUGGACAAAGGCACCUUCGAAGCUCUGGUUCCUUCUCGUUUCAUCACCUUCACAUUCCCUAACCCCUCUCACUCCACCACCACCACCGCCACUCACUACCACCUUCACACCCAACUCCUCCGAGUCGCUGUCCUUGACUCACCCAAUCAACCCACCACCACCAACCCACCUCGAAUCGCCGCCAUGAUCGUCCCAACCCACCGUGAAACCGACUGGAUCUUCUCCACCGACACGGGCCACCUCCAACUCAUCCUCAACUCCGACGAAAUCUCCCGCCUCAUCCUCAUCGGAAACCUCCCUAUCGAUUCUCACCCCACAAUCUACACUCGUCCAAUCUCAAUCGACCCAACUCUCCAAUCAAAACUCGCAGAGAGCUUAACCCCUUUAUUACUCGCUCUGUCUCCGAAAUCGGCUUUCAAGUAUGGUUUGCCCGAAAUUCCAUUUUUGGGUUACGAAGACGAUGUGAUUAGGAGUGUGAUUGUGGAGAGAUGUGUUGGGGACUGUGUUGGUGAAAUGUUGAUCGAGGAUGUUGAAUUGGAGGGUAAGCGAGAGUUUCAGAGGAGAUUGAGAUUUAAGAGAAUGCCCAAUUUGAUUCAGACCCAGAUACGUAUUAUCCCCAAUGCAAGUUUGGAUUCUGUGAAUUUAGGUGAUGUAGAAUUUGGGCUAGACAUGGCGAGUUUGGUUCAUCCUUAUUUGACUCCAAUGGUGGCGAGUCUUUCGUUGAUCGGUUCGUAUUUGGAAGAGAGAAUUCGAGGUGGGUUUAGGCCGAAAGCAUUGUGUUUGGGAGUUGGAGGCGGAGCUUUACUUACAUUCUUGAAUAACCAAUUGGGUUUUGAGGUCACAGGGUUGGAGGCAGACGAGAUUGUUUUAAAUAUUGCAAAGAAGCAUUUUGGAUUACAAGAUAGUAAAUAUGUUCGCUUUUGUGUUGGAGAUGGAAUUGAAUUUGUAGAGAAACUUGCAGGCCAAUAUCGAAAACCCAAUUGUGAUUGUGUAGAUAAUGGUUGUUGUUUAGACAAUGUUGACUGUUUGGAUGCUAAAUUUGAUGUGAUUAUGGUUGAUUUGGAUUCAAGUGAUGCUGGAAUGGGUAUAAUGGCGCCACCGCUGGAGUUUGUUGGGAAGUCUGUUCUUCUUGCUGCUAGAUUGGUUCUUUCUGAGCAUGGAAUUCUUGUUAUCAAUGUGAUUCCUCCAAGCAGGUCAUUCUAUGAGACAUUGAUACAUAAGUUCCAGGAGUUUUUUGAGGAAUUGUACGAAAUAGAUGUUGGAAAUGGAGAGAAUUUUGUACUUAUUGCCACUGCAUUACCAAUUGGAACUGCUUCAAUUGACUAUGAGAAUUCUUUUCUAUCAAAGUUGAAACUGGUUAUUUCAGGAGCCUAUUUGGAUUCCGUGAGGAAAAUUUGAAAGUUAGGCAGUGGUAUGUUGACAAACUUGCUCUCUAACUCUUUGAAGGGUUCAAGGCUGAGGAAUCUUCAAGUAAUGGCUAACAAUCGUAAUCAGUACUUUUCCUUGUCCCCUACAUCUUUAUAAACCCUCUUUAUCUCACUCUAGAAUUCCCACUAGUCACUUAUCUAUAUUCCACAACCUGACCUGAACCCAAAGUACAAACCCAAUAACCGUAUAGGAUUGCAGAAUACAAGACACACACUCAACACCCAACGACCUAUGCUAAGAGUACUGGUCCUUAUCUGGUAAUUUUCGCGCAGGUGUUGAAUGUUUGAGCUUUCCCUUACAUCAUUUGAAGUUAUUUGGUAGUUAUGGCACAGAACGAAAUUGUUGACAUAAAUUGUGCUUUGGGAGUUGAUUUUCUACAUUUUUGGAACUUAUUGGGUUGUGCUUGGGGUGAUUGCUGUUGAUUUGAUUCAAUGCAUGGUUGAAGGCAAUCUUAGUGCACAAGGCUUCCUCUACUACGGGGUUUGGUAUACGCAUUCAUACCGAUCAGAUCACAAUUGAGCAACUUAUUGCGAUGCUAAGGCGAGGAAAAGUUAUCGGCACAUGUAAAGUGUUUGUCGAGUGGGGAGUAGAUGCACUUGUGAGGAUAUUGAUAUAUGCCAAUUCACAUAGUCAAUUGUAUGCUCAACAUCUAAUGGGUCGUUAGGCACACCAAAUAUAAAUACUAAAUUAUA
Camellia sinensis is the source of this 2215-nucleotide messenger RNA. RefSeq names its product S-adenosyl-L-methionine-dependent methyltransferases superfamily protein. The record is from RefSeq and is a predicted model, not a curated record. NCBI's taxonomy places the organism in Eukaryota, Viridiplantae, Streptophyta, Magnoliopsida, Ericales, Theaceae.